CUUCACGCUCCUCCUGCUGACUUUGUCCGGAGGAGAAAUCUUCGGUCUACGAAUGUGGUCGCCGCCGCCAAUCGGCACCUUAUGGGAUCAGUGACGAACGCUAAAGGACUCCGCUUUGCUGUGGUUGUAGCACGGUUUAAUGAGAUCAUCACAAAUCCAUUAUUGGAAGGAGCUCUACAGACUUUUAAACAAUAUUCAGUCAAAGAAGAAGACAUUACAGUCGUCAAAGUUCCAGGUAGUUUUGAGAUUCCUGUUGUUGCACAAAAACUUGGAAAAUCGGGAGCUUAUGAUGCAAUUUUAUGCAUAGGAACUGUGAUAAGAGGUGAUACCACUCAUUAUGAUGCUGUUGCAAAUUCAGCAGCAUCUGGUGUGCUCAAUGCUGGGUUGAGUUCAGGAGUUCCUUGUAUUUUCGGUGUUCUUACCUGUGAUAGCAUGGAACAGGAACCUGUAGAAUUUGUUACUAUUGAGUGCGAAGAGUACAAUUUUUUGGAUAUGACAAUGGAUCAUAUCAGUUAUGAGCCUUAUGAGAUUCUACAGUUAAUUGCUCAUAGAGUGGAACAAUCAGGGCAGUCCAAAAUUUUGAGUCACUAUCAGCUUCAUAUACAUACACUAGAGUGGUCCAAAGAUUAA
This is a messenger RNA of Phalaenopsis equestris, 630 nucleotides long. RefSeq names its product 6,7-dimethyl-8-ribityllumazine synthase, chloroplastic-like. Bases 82 to 630 code for a protein of 182 amino acids. Gene Ontology annotation, molecular function: 6,7-dimethyl-8-ribityllumazine synthase activity. The transcript has 7 exons. The record is from RefSeq and is a predicted model, not a curated record. Gene Ontology annotation, biological process: riboflavin biosynthetic process. Gene Ontology annotation, cellular component: riboflavin synthase complex; intracellular anatomical structure. Lineage: Eukaryota; Viridiplantae; Streptophyta; Magnoliopsida; Asparagales; Orchidaceae.